AUGACCGACACUCCCAAACUUGACAAGGUCAACGAGGUCAUCCCAGAGGAAGAGACCAAGGAUGCCACUCCAGCCGAAAGAGAAAAGUCCGAGAGCACUCCUCAAGAACCUACAGCGGUCUCCCCACCUGAGUCCACCAUUGAAGAUGGCAGAAAGACCCCUUCCGAUCUAAGUGGUCGCAAGACCCCAGUGGACAACAUGGACGGAAGGAAGACUCCCUCCUCUGACCUAGACGGCCGCAAAACCCCUUCCGACCUUGGAGGUCGCGCAACCCCGUCCGAACUCGAGGGCCGACGCACACCAUCAACGCCCAUCACCCCGCGCCAGGACCUCUCGCACAUCGCCUCUCAGGACUCCAUCCGCCGCAAACCCGUCCCGGCGCCGAGCUACGACACCUUGAGGGACCUGGCUGCCAUGGACGGAACGAGGGUGUCGACGCCGAGGAAUCCCCUGGAGAAGACCACUUACACCAUCUUGCCGGAGCAGCUGGCUGAAAAGGCUCCCUCGACUCCGGAUGCUACGCCGAGGACGCGCAUUACGCUCCCUAGUCGGGAGAAGCCCAGGGGGUUUAAGCUGGAUGUUAAGGCUUUGGCCACGGUUGACUUGAAGAGAUUAGCGGAAGCCUGGUGCGUGGAGGUCGCUUGGUGGGGAGUUGCGCUACUUUGCUUCAUCAUCAUCGCUGCUGUCCUCGGAGCUUACAACAACCACCCGCUAACCACUCUCCCCCUCAACCUCAACGCCUUCCUCGCCUUCUUCACCACAAUCGCCACCGCCUCCUUCUUAAUCCCUGUCUCCGAGUCUCUCUCCCAGUGGAAGUGGAACUACUUCCGCGCCGAGGACCGCUCCCUUUCCGACUUCCAGCUCUUCGACUCAGCGACCCGCUCUCCAUCUGGCGGCGCCGUCCUGCUCGCCAAGCUAAAGCACACGCACAUCGCCAGCGCCGGUGCGGCAAUUGGCCUUCUCUCCUUGCUCACGGCUGCAGUGACCCAGGCUUCGAUCGGGUACCGAUCUAGUUUCGUCCCUCUCGGAACCGACGGGGGCGCUGCCGUCAUCAAGGCUGCUAGGAUUCUCGGUUCCGAGCAGGAGGGCGGAUUCGGCGAGGGUAUCCCGGACUCUCUAACACUCGACGUGGCACCUUUCAGGUUACCGAUAACGUGCUCGACUUCGGAGUGCGAUUUCCCUUCUUUUGAGAGUCUGGCAGUUUGUGCCAAGGUCAACGAUGUUACAUCUCGUCUUGGAAAGCCGCUUGCCAAGGGAAACAGCACUUCGAGUAAUGGGGAGAAGAAGAAGGCAUAUAGCACGUCACUACCAGAUGCAGCGAACUGCGUUAUUGAGGCGGACGGACAGUUUAAUGUCCUUGCUUGCAAGACGAACGGGUCGACGACUCUAUCUUUCGAUGGUGAUGACGACCUGAAGAAAACGGCCAUUUACUCAAUGCCCAUAAUUUAUUCGAACGCCGAGGGCUCGGAAACUUCGCUAAAUGUCAAGUUCGAAGCUGUCGAAGUUCUCUUCCAUCUAUGCCUUAACAGCUACGAAACUAAGGUAUCUGGCGGCCGCGCAGAUGUCAAAGUGACUGGAUCUUCAUACUCGUUGGGCUCAGAGUCCGCAGACAGAGAGGUGGCUGUCAACUGUUCCAUGGUUAGGGAAGACGAUGAUGCUACACGGGGUAACAACUGCACGGUUUCAAAGAGCGUUCCCUCCGAUGCCUUUAUGGAGCUUCGGGGUCCGAGGGGCGAUGAGGACGUGUUCAAGGCGCAUUUUGCGACGCUUGAAGAUAUGGCGCUAACUAUGAACGAAGCCAUCAGCGGUCUCUAUGUCCGCAAGGUCGGGGAGGAUGGGAAGAAGGAAACCAAUAAUGUUGGAUCACAUAUCCAACACAUUGCGGAGUCUAUAAUCUUCAACGGUGAUCGAGACAAGCAAAAAGAAAGACUAACAAGAAUGGCUGAUAACAUCGCCGUCAGCCUCACCAACGCUAUUGCCGCAAAACAAUUCGCCGCCUCACCUCCAACCGCCAACCCAAUAACCGGCACCGCCCUCCUCCCCGAAACCCGCAUCACUAUCCGCUGGGGCGCCCUCACCCUCCUCAUCCUCCAACUCAUAGGCGCCCUCUUCUUCCUAAUCUACACGGCUGUGGCGACGCAGCUAGCCGGGUGCGAGGUGUUCAAGAGUUCGGCUCUCGCGGCGCUGUUCGCCCUCGAGGAGGACUGUAGAGGCGUCGCCGGGGGUCUUGAGUCGGUGGCAGGGAUGAGGAGGAAGGCGAGGGUUAUGCUUGUUCGGUUGAGGGAUGAGGCUAUUGUUUUGGCGGGGGAGGAGACUGGGGGUUCUGGCGUUGCGGUUAAUGGUAAUGGCAGGUCGAAGUCUAAAGAGGAGAUCUAA
This is a messenger RNA of Scedosporium apiospermum, 2376 nucleotides long. RefSeq lists its product as uncharacterized. NCBI's taxonomy places the organism in Eukaryota, Fungi, Ascomycota, Sordariomycetes, Microascales, Microascaceae. The transcript is spliced from 3 exons. The record is from RefSeq and is a predicted model, not a curated record. The coding region runs from base 1 to 2376 and encodes 791 amino acids.